UCCGCCCACUUCUAAUAGUCCGUAAAUAACUCCCAUCUAUGUUAACAUCGCUCCGUCUCUUUAUUUGUAGAUGAAAAUGAUUUUUCCAGCACCAUGAAGAGCUGAUCAUAUGUAGUUUAGAGGUCUGUAACUCGGGGUUGGAGAAAAGCUGGAAUGGCCUCUAAACUGUUCGACAGACUUCGCCGUACGCUGUUCAAAGAAGGGGAGCUUCCUUCAGAGACGGACGGUCACGGAGCAGAUGAAUUUCCAGAAAGCUCUGAGCUCGAGGAUGAUACAGACUGCGUGUCGGCCAGACUCGGAGGAACCCUGUGCUUUGAGGGUGAUGGGGUCCUGGACUCCGAGGAUGCAGGAGACGUGUCGGGGCCGGACAGCGACUCUGACUUCUUUGGAGAAUCAAUAGAUAAUGCAUGUAGCAGCACAGAUACCAGCCCGAUAGGUCCUUCCCCAAAAGCCUCGAACAUGAUCACCAGACAGCUACAAGAAAACUGGCGGAGCUCAAGAACUCGUAGCAUUCCUGAAAAACUCAUUUUUGAGGUGACUGAUGCCAGUGUUGUCCAUGAGACAAAUUCCAAGUAUGUGCUCUACACGAUUCACGUCAUCCAUUCUGGGGCGUUUGACAAAACUCCCGCCAUCAUCACACGCCGCUACACUGACUUUGAACGGCUACACAGCCGCUUGCGUCGCCGUCACGGAGAUGAGAUGGAUGGCGUGUACUUCCCUCGCAAAAAGCUGCGCAAGAACUUCGUUGCUGAGACCAUUGCCAAGCGCAGCCGGGCGUUCGAGCAGUACCUGACCCACCUUCACUCCCUUCCCGAACUGCGUAUCACACCUACAUUUCUCGAGUUCUUCUACCUGGGUGAUCUGCGUGCGGGACAGAUGUUGAUGCGAGUGGGUCGUUAUCAAGACGCCCUGGGCUCUCUUCUCAAUGCUCUACGACUACAGGAGAAGUUAGGAUGCCAUCAGCUCCUGCAGCUCAACCAGCUCCAGAGGGUUCAUUGGUUCUUCACGCUCUCCGCCUUGGUCACCUGCUUUCAAGAACUAGAACAGCUCAGUGAAGCUCAGGAACACUGUGACCGAGCCCUUCAGGAUCUAGCGCCUUCCCAGGAGGCUUUGCAGCAGCAUCAGUUGCACCCUCUGCUCAUCCCGCUCCUCCAAUCCAAUGUCAGGCUGUCCUGGAAAAUCUCGAAGGACAAGAGGCGCUGGGAAGCUCUUUUGCAGGAGAUCCAGGAGCAUGGGAUUGAUAUAGGGAAUCAGCCCAACCUAAAAGAGUGUCUGAUUAAAGAGAGCAUCGAGGACAGCGAGGGGCUGGGCAGGGCUAAGAGCAAAAGUGAAGAUGUCCCGUAAGCAUUCAGGAUUUUUAUUUUUUUAAAUAUGAGUAUUAGCAGUUAUGAGGGAUGAUUUUGAUAGCAAUAUGUAUGAUAGUUUACUAAGAAAACCUGUGGAAUUAAUACUAACUCGUAUAAUGCACAACAUGCCUAUCACUUUCAAACUCACAUACAUUUCAUGGGCACAUUUCAAUAGCAUUUAUUAUAGCCUUAUUCUUUAUUUGGUAACAUUUUACUAUAUGAUUCAAUUUGUUAAUAUUUAUUAAAGGAAUAGCUCACCCAAAAAUAAAAGACUGCUGAAUAUUUACUCACCCUCAGGCUAUACAAGAUGUAGAUGAGUUUGUUUUUUCAUCAGUUCAGAUUUGGAGAAAUUUAGCAUUACAUCACUUGCUCACCAAUGGAUACUCUGCAGUGAAUGGGUGCCGUCAGAAUGAGAGUCCAAACAUCUGAUAAAAACAUCACAAUAACACAAAAGUAAUCCACACCACUCCAGUCCAUCAGUUACUGGCCUAGGUGUUUUUACUUUAAACUGUUGAUUUUAGUCAAAAUAUGAGUCCAUAAUCCAUAAUAUCACCUGAAAACAGUGAAAAAGUCCAUCCCUUGUUGUCUUUUCAUAUCAGAGUCCACCCACAUAUUUCUUUAGAACUAUUUUAGACUGCUUUUUCUUGUAAACGGUGCUUGAUUUGUGCAUAUUUCUCUCCUGAUUCAAACAAGAUGACUUUUUUGCUCUUAUGGUAGCCAGAAGCUAUGGUUUGAAGUUAAAACCUUAUGGACUGGUCAAAUACAAAGACACAGCUUUUCGCUUUAAAAGAUGUUAAUUGAUGGACUUUAGUUGUGUGGAUUACUUGUGGAUUAUUGUGAUGCUGACGGCACCCAUCCACUCACCAUAGGAUCCAUUGGUGAGCAAUUUCACUUUUAAAAAAAUUGUGGUUUCAACUUAGAAUAAUUUGUUACCCCACUGCUUUAAAAUUUGAAUUUUAGUCAACUUGAAAUGUUAAGUUGUACUAAGUGACAACUUAAAAUUUUAGGGCAACAGGGUAACAAAUUAUUUUAAGUUGACUCAGCAUUUUUUUUUUUUUUUUUACAGUGUGAUGUAAUGCUAAAUUUUGGACAUUCUAACGGCACCCAUUCACUGUUAAAUAUUGUUACGUUUCUCCAAAUCUGUUCUGAUGAAGAAAUAAACUCAUCUACAUCUUGAAUAGACAGAGGGUAAGUACAUUUUUCAGCAAAUUUUCAUUUUUGGGUGAACUAUACACUGUAAAAACCAAAAAAACAAAUUUGUUGCGUCAACUUAAAAUAAUUUGUUACCCUGCUGCCAUAAAAAUUUAAGUUUAGUCAACUUAAAAUGUUAAGUUGUACUAAGUGACUAAACUUAAAAGCUGUGGUUGUUACCCGGCUGCCUUAAAAUUGUAAAUUGAAUCACCUCAAAUAUCUAAGUUGUUACUUAGUAAAACUUAACAUUUCAAGUUGACUAAACUUUUUUUGAGUUGACUGAACUUAAAUUUUUAAGGCAGCCAGGUAACAAAUUAUUUUACAGCAUUUAUGAAUGUAGAUGAAGUUCAAAUUCUAAACGCGCUAAACCAUUAGAACUUUUGAACCACUUAAUGCCUUAUUUUCAGCUUUCAUGAGUUGUUUUGUGUCAUAUUUAGUAGCCUUGAUCUACAGAAACUGUCAACCUUCAUUUCAGCACUUCUAGCACACAUUAUUUAGAAAGGACAUUGGAAAGAAAUAAGCGAGGCUGUCUACUCUAAACUCUGCUGCUUACAUUCAGCUGCCUUGGACUGAUUUGCCUUUUUGGUGUAGAAUGCAGUAUGCAUUAUUAGUGAAGGGAAUACUAAAGGGAAUUUCCUCUUUCGGUGUAAAUUAUUAAUGAAUUUCUCCGAUACUGCUACAACAGCCUUUUGGUGCUGUAAACUAGUUUUAACCUUUAUGCUCAAAAAGCUCAGAGUGCUUUUAAAACUUCAGGUCACAACUGUUUACUUAGGCAGUGUAAAUAACACUAAACUUUAUUUUUUCCAAAUACUUUGAUGCCUUUAUAUAUAUCAAACAGAGCGAUUUUAUUAAAUGAAUACUCUCAAAAUUAAAGGUUUUAAUAUCUGAGCUCAUUCUUUUUUUGUCUAAUCUUACAAAUUGUUUUACAAAUUGUUGUCCUUUGCAUACAAAUUCAAAAUGUUUUGUAUACUGGUUAAACAGAUUAAUGUUUUUCCUUUUGUUACCUACUAAAAUUUAACUUGAAUAUAUUUAUUUAUGUAUUUAUUUAUUGUUGUUGGGUAUAGUUUAAGCAAUAAAGUAAUAUACUCUUCACAAAGCUGUUUUAUAGGUUUUCACACAUUUGGUAGUUUUAAAGGUGCAUUUUAGGCCUUCACAUUAAAUAAAAGCUUUCUGGUUUUUAUUCAGAUUUUGUGUUUCAAAUGAUUUUUAUGCACUGAAAUUGUUCAAGGAAGAUUCCAGUCCAAUUUACAGUAGGUCAAUAAAGUAUUUACAUAACUCUCA
Molecule: messenger RNA, 3818 nt
Organism: Labeo rohita (rohu)
Lineage: Eukaryota; Metazoa; Chordata; Actinopteri; Cypriniformes; Cyprinidae
Gene: snx21
Product: sorting nexin family member 21
Exons: 4
Coding region: 154-1344 (396 amino acids)
Biological process (GO): protein transport
Cellular component (GO): early endosome membrane
Molecular function (GO): protein binding; phosphatidylinositol phosphate binding
Source: RefSeq, a predicted model, not a curated record